AUGCCGCGGAAUUCAGGCAUUCAAGUCACUCUUCUCCGAAGACAACGCGAGAGCCCUGGAUCCUGCUCACGCGAUUGCAGACCGAGGGUAAAUGACCUGGUCGAAAGAAAUGGAGUCGGGAAUCGGAAUCUCUUCGGAGAACUUUUCAAGCAACCAGCAAAUGCAGGAAAAGCUCCCGAAGAACGACCCUCAAAGCGGCGGAAGGUUGCGCAAGAGCCUCAAGAGCUUGACGAUAUUCCAUGUCCUUUCGUACCGCUCCUCAACGGCGACGAAUCCGAAGAGUCCGUCCAGUUAAGAUACCAAACCUACGAACAAUUAUGGUCCACAAGGGAGGCGAAGAUCCAGGAAAUACUGAAUGAUGUUGAUGCCGAAGUCCUUGAGAACGUAUCCUCAUUUGUUAAAACAGCUUCGCCUGAGACUUAUGGGGGCUGUAUUCCAGCCGCGCUUCUUACCGUCGGAUCGAAUGUUUCCUCUCUUGCCAGACUUCUCUCCCGGCUCAACGAUCAACUCAUCUUGACCGGCGAAGGUGGUGUGGUAGUGCUAGAAUCUGGCGAUGCGCCCAACCUCAAGACGACGCUGAAGAACAUUAUACGUGCUGCUAUCAUCAACACGGAGGGAAACGAUGGCUAUCAACGCUUUCUUACAGACCGGGAGGGCCCGAGACUUCUUGCAUACGACCUUGACCUCCUGGGUGAAUAUGUUACGCAAAAAGGCGUCAAGCAUCUUGUGCUAGCUUUCCGAGAUAGCGAAGCAUUUGAUCCGGGAAUUCUCACAGAUUUGUUUUUCUUGCUCAGUUCGUGGCACGAUCGAAUACCUCUGACUCUGUUAUUCGGUAUUUCAACCUCAGUUGAGCUCUUUGAGGCCAGAUUACCACGGUCAAGUAUUGCGCUCCUCAAAGGGAGAUUUUUCGAACUCCACGAGGCUAGUAACUGCGUGGAUCAUAUAUACGAGAGAAUACAGGCGGAAGGCGGGAAAUUAUGGCUUGGACGCGGUCUCACGGGUGUCUUGUUCGAGAAGUCAAGUGAUUAUUUUCAGACUCCGGAGUCAUUUUGUCGAACAGUCAAGUACGCCUACAUGUCUCAUUUCUUUGCCAAUCCCAUUUCUGUUCUUCUUGCGGGCGAUAUCCCAGCAACGAUCAAUAAUGGCAAGCUGUGCGAGGCGAUUCGGAACGUGCCAUCCUUCAGGAACUACUGUGAAACUCUGGUGGAAGACGGCCAGACACAAGAAGUGCGCAAUCUACUAGGGGAUGAUGCUUACCUCUUCGCCCAAGCGAUUAAGCUUGCCAAGUCUGGGCAGCAGUCCAUGCAGGACAUAUUCCAGACAGUGAAAUUCAUCUCGUUGCUUCUCAAAGAUCUCAACAUCGCCAAGAAAGUGAGUAUAUCGGAGCUAUCCAUCCGUGCGCUCUCUGGAGAACUACAUGACUCGCCUAUACUCGAAGACACCCUUGCAGCUCUGAAACGAUUAGACUCCACUAAGAUCGAAGCCCUGAUACCCUAUUUUCCUGAAUCCGUGACGAACCUUCCUGAAUUUCAAAGUAUACGAAACGACUUCAACGCUCUGAUACAGGCCCAUAAAGGCCCCGAGCCUCUACGAAGCGAAUACGACAGCCAGAAUGCCGUCAUUGGAACAACUAUUGUUCAGCAACGAGUCAAGCUCAACAAGGGCAAAGCAAAUUUGCCCGAGGAGUACCUCAAAUAUACAAAUAUAAUUGACCGCGCGCAUACCCUUCUGUCGGCAUAUUUCGAAACCACUUUGCGGAAACCGCAGGAUCUCCCGCUUCACGAGGCUUUCCUAUUCGACGCGCGAAAUCCCAUCAAAGAGGUCUUUGCUCCGCGGCCGCGGUUCGCCACUGAACGCGCAUUGUCAAAUCCGUUUGAUUACUUGAUAUCCUCGUCACAGAGCCCGGAGGGGAAGAUUUCGUCGAAACAGCCCCCGACGUCGAUUUUAUAUAAGCUUUAUCUCGAGUCUGGAGCAUUGGUCAAUAUUCACGACUUGUGGCAGGCGUUCCAUGCCGUCUUUGAAAGCGAAGAGGGUGACCAGUGUGAUGAGAGAAUGACGAUGGCGCUGUUCUAUAGAGCAAUAUCGGAGCUCAGGGCACUUGGAAUGCUCAAGCAUAGUCGGAAGAAGAUGGAUCACGCUGCAAAGUCGGCUUGGAUGGGAUUAUGA
Aspergillus calidoustus is the source of this 2166-nucleotide messenger RNA. The record is from the annotation of a GenBank genome assembly. NCBI's taxonomy places the organism in Eukaryota, Fungi, Ascomycota, Eurotiomycetes, Eurotiales, Aspergillaceae.